GUCAUUACUGAUAAAGCUUCAUCUUUGUCUGAAUCAACCAAUAAACAUAUUAAUUUUCUAUUUUCAGUUCGUCAGAGAUUUUUCGGCUAUCAAUCUAUAGAUAAAACGAUUCACAUUAAUCAGAAUCAACUGAAAGUAAACCAAUAUUUUCAUUACCUUCCAAAAGAAAUGAAAAGAAUAUGGAGAAUGAUCAAGAUCAGAUGGAAUUAAAAUCAGUUGAAGUUUUUGAUCCCGUACAGAAACGCCAUUAUAGUGUUUUCGUUCCUGGAAAUUUAGAAAUACUUCAUUCAGAAGAUAACUUGGAAGAUGAAGAGGAACAAACUAUUAAUCAUGCCGAUAACUCCCAAGAACCUGCGACGACUUGGAGCCAAAACGAAACUCUCGCCUUAAUUAACAUUUUUUCUCUACACAAAGACAAAUUUAAGCAUUUCAAAAUGAAAAAGGAUCGAUGGAAGCUGAUAUCUAAAGAGUUAUCAAAAAUCGGGAUAGAUAAGUUACCUGUGAAAUGUGAAAUAAAAUGGCGUAAUCUUUUGAGAACUUACCGUACAUACAAAACAUCCGACAGAGCUCAAGGGAAAUUCGAAUUUUAUAAUGAAAUUAAUGAUAUAAUCGCUAAUGAUCCCCAAUAUAAGAAUCUAUUUGAGCCAAUAUACACCCCAAUAAAAAAUGAUAAGAUAAUUACUAAACCGACGGAAAUUAAACAGUUAAAGCAAGAUAAUACAUUUGAUAUAUCAAAUUUUCAAGUGAAAAGGAAAAGAUGUUUUUCUUGUAAAAGCGAAAAACAGAAAAGACACGAAGAACGUAUGGCACUUUUGAAGAAGAAACUAGAAUUGGAAGAAAGAAAAGUAGUAGCUUUCGAGGAUUAUAUUAAAUUUUUAAAAACCACACAUAAAACUACAUAGUAAUUAAUGAAAUAAAAAAUCGAAUUUUUGUAUUGACCAAAAAGUAAUUUGUUAAUAAUUUUAAAUUAAAAACGUGUUGUCUAAG
This is a messenger RNA of Diorhabda sublineata, 987 nucleotides long. RefSeq lists its product as uncharacterized. The coding region runs from base 180 to 902 and encodes 240 amino acids. The transcript has 2 exons. The record is from RefSeq and is a predicted model, not a curated record. Lineage: Eukaryota; Metazoa; Arthropoda; Insecta; Coleoptera; Chrysomelidae.